This is a messenger RNA of Pseudophryne corroboree (corroboree frog), 2074 nucleotides long. RefSeq names its product phosphoglucomutase 3 (gene PGM3). The record is from RefSeq and is a predicted model, not a curated record. Gene Ontology annotation, molecular function: phosphoacetylglucosamine mutase activity; magnesium ion binding. NCBI's taxonomy places the organism in Eukaryota, Metazoa, Chordata, Amphibia, Anura, Myobatrachidae. Gene Ontology annotation, biological process: hemopoiesis; carbohydrate metabolic process; UDP-N-acetylglucosamine biosynthetic process. The transcript has 14 exons. The coding region runs from base 85 to 1869 and encodes 594 amino acids.
UGCUGGAGCCGCGUCACAGACACUGCUCUGUUCAACGUCAGCAGGGGGAACCCGCAGGCAGCAGCAGGCAGUGUGAGAAGCAGGAUGCAUUUGGAAGCCGUGUUGACAUCAUCCGCCCGUCACGCUAAGCCUGUAGGACUCGCUCUACAAUAUGGCACGGCAGGAUUUCGGACUAAAGCAGAACAUCUGGACCAUGUUAUGUAUCGCAUGGGCUUGUUGGCAGUCCUGAGGUCAAAGAUUACGAAGUCUGUAAUUGGGGUUAUGGUCACUGCCUCUCACAACCCUGAGGAAGACAAUGGAGUGAAGUUAGUGGACCCCUUGGGAGAAAUGCUGGCUCAGGAAUGGGAGUUGUAUGCUACUAAUUUGGCUAAUGCAGAGCAGCAUGAAUUACAGACAGUGCUGAUGAACAUAAUAAAGCAGGAAGCUAUUAAUAUGAAAGAAGAAUCCUGUAUAGUUAUUGGCAGAGAUACACGGCCGAGCAGCGAAAACCUUUCCUCUGCAGUAAUAGAUGGAGUGACUGCUCUUGAGUCCAAAUACCAUGAUUAUGGUCUAGUGACUACACCACAGCUGCACUAUAUUAUCUGCUGUCGCAACACAAAUGGAGAAUAUGGGGAUCCAACUGUUGAAGGAUAUUACCAAAAACUGUCAAAAGCAUUUCAUGAAUUAGUCAAAGAGAAAUCUCUACCACUGCUGGCUUUUAUUGGUCACUCCUAUGCAAACCUUUGGACAUUUGCACUGCAGUAUCCACCAUACCUGGAUUAUUUGUACCAGCCAUCAAAAAACAAAGUUUUCCAGCUGUUAACAAGGUGCACAACAUCUGGAUCACUGUCUCACAGUUGUGGAGCUGAACUCAGGUGUUUGAAUGUCGAUGGCGCUAAUGGCAUUGGGGCUUUGAAGUUAAAGGAUAUGGAGCAGUACAUUCAGACUGUGCUCUCCCUCAAGCUGUUCAAUGAUGGCUCUAAAGGGAAACUGAACAGUAUGUGUGGAGCAGACUAUGUGAAAGUCCAACAGAAGCCUGCAGAGGGUUUAGACAUGAAGCCUGGAGAGCGGUGCUGUUCCUUUGAUGGGGAUGCUGACCGUAUUGUUUACUACUACAAUGAUGGUCAUAAUUGCUUUCACCUUCUUGAUGGGGAUAAAAUUGCUACAUUAAUAAGCACUUUUAUUAAAGAACUCUUAUUGAAGGUUGAUUUAACUCUAAAAAUGGCAGUUGUGCAGACAGCCUAUGCAAAUGGGAGCUCUACUCGUUACUUGGAAGAAGUUAUGAAGGUUCCUGUGUUCUGUGCAAAAACGGGUGUAAAACAUUUGCACCAUAAAGCACAAGAGUUUGAUAUUGGGGUUUAUUUUGAAGCAAAUGGUCAUGGAACAGUACUGUUUAGUAAAACAGCUGAAGAACAAAUAAAACAGCUGACUAAAGUGGGACCCACUGAGGAAACCAGAAAAGCUGCUCAGACGCUAGAACAUCUCAUUAAUCUAAUUAACCAGACUGUGGGAGAUGCCAUUUCUGAUAUGUUAGUCAUAGAAGCAAUCCUGUCCCUCAAGGGUCUGACUGUGCAGAAGUGGGAUGACAUUUACACUGACCUUCCAAAUCGCCAGCUGAAAGUAACGGUUGCAGACAGGAAAGUCAUUGAAACAACCGAUGCAGAGAGGCGCGCUGUAAAGCCACCAGGGCUGCAGGAGAAAAUUGACGACCUUGUCAAGACAUACAGUAUGUCCAGAGCAUUUGUUCGUCCUUCAGGCACAGAGGAUGUAGUUCGUGUCUAUGCUGAGGCGGACACCCAGGAAAAUGCGGAUGCCUUGGCACAUGAUGUAUGCUUGGCUGUCUUUCACCUUGCAGGAGGAGUUGGAGAUCAACCAAAGCCACUAAGAUGAACUGUGCCGGUGUUUACUUUAAAUGCUUGUAUGAAAGAUCUUUUAAAGUGCACAUUUCUGGAACUGGGGUUUAAAAGGUUCACACUUAUGGUGGCAGACUGUACAUUAUCGUAUAUGUAGUAGUAUAUUUUUCUUACACAGUACCUUCCAAAGCAUAUACAAUUAUACAACCAAUUGAACUUGUAAUACAAUACUUUGUAAUUUA